AUGCAUACAAAUCCAGAAAAUGGUAAAAGGCUUGAGAAAAGAAGUUUAUCAUUUGGGAUGGUGAAAGAAAAUGCAAAACAGCUCCGACUCAAAGGUGCCCUUUUGAACUCGCUCGUCUUCGUGGCCCUCAUCACACUCGCCAAUGUCUUAUUGGUCCUCCUCUUCUACCUCAGGAUGCUAGACAUCCUAAAUUUAGAAUAUGCAGGUAUUGCCUCACGAACCCGAAUUGACAUGGAACCUUCUACUAACAUCACCGAGACGACCACCAAGACCACGCCAAUUUCCGAUCACGAAACCACCAAACUCGCAAACCUAAAGGCGCACGCCCAUUCUAAUCCUCCACCGUUAAUCGUUCCCAAAAUCACGCUCCACCCCAAUAUUAAUAACCCUCGACAAAAGCAUCUAACUCGCUCCUCCUCCACCAACUCGUCCCCCGACUCCCCACUCGACGACGACCCUUUCAACGACUCGGAUGACGACAACUCGAGCACAAAUUCCUUCUCCCCUCGUGCCCACAAACCCAAUAACACCUUACCACCACCCAACACCAGCAUCGAUCUUAACAACAACAACAGCAACAACAAAAACUCAUCAGCAACGACAACAACAGACCGCGGCGCGGGGCCCGCGCACCGAAUUCCGUCGUCGGUGUUCGCCCGGACCACGUCGUCGGGCGCGGGCGCCGACUGGAGUGUGGCGUCGAACGAGUCGUUGUUCAGCAUCCACGGGGCGAGCUUCCGGAACAGCCAUGUAAUCGGGCAGUCGGGGGAGCUGGCGGGAGGGCCCACGGAGAGGGAGUUGAUUUUGUCGGACCACAUAUUCAGCUACCCGGUGCGGCAGCCGAGGUGCACGGAGGCGAUGAGGAGUCGGGAGCUCGGGCGAGCAGAGGCCACCAUGAAGGAGGUGAUUCAGGAGAGCGAGUCCCACCAGCAUUACGUGGCUACCUUGGCCGAGACAUCGAAGACCACGCGGACCAGCACCAAGUCUUUUGCCUUUUCAAUAAAAGCAGGGGACUCGCCAAAAGAUGCCUCGUCCGUGCCAGAGGCUCACGUGCGAUGCCAAUCGCAAAUGGUGCUACCAAAGGCGGACGAUCGGUCGGCCCCACAACCGUCGACAAAUAGUGACCCGAAAGCUAAUCCGGCACCACCACCAAGUUUGGCUCGCACGAGAUGGCCCUCUUGCUUUUCCUGCUGCUCAAUUUGGUGAACUAGUUUGAGUGUGUUUAGUGCGAGAAAUUGUGGACAAAAUUGUACAAUUUUUAAAAGAAAAAAAAGGAAGAGAAAAUCUAUGUUAGUGAAAAUAUUUUGUGUACUGACAUUUGUUAAUACAGUGUUAAUAAUUUGCAAAUAUUGAAAGGAAAGAGUGAUGAAU
Striga asiatica is the source of this 1371-nucleotide messenger RNA. The record is from the annotation of a GenBank genome assembly. Lineage: Eukaryota; Viridiplantae; Streptophyta; Magnoliopsida; Lamiales; Orobanchaceae.